AUGGCAUCCUACUUCGACGAACAUGACUGUGAGCCCACUAACCCCGAGGAACAGUACCGCCAGAACGCACUUCUUGAACUUGCCAGGUCUCUAAUGCAGGGUUUAGACUUGAUGGACUCAGGCGAUUCGUCCGACUGGAACCAGCGUCUUCCUCCCCCUGCUGCUAAAGUAGCUGUGCAGACCCUCAAUGUAGUUGUUAUUUCUCCUGAGCAAGCAGACAAAGCCCUGAAGUGUCCCGUUUGUUUACUAGAGUUUGAAGAGCAGGAAACAGUUCGAGAAAUGCCUUGCAAGCAUCUUUUCCACUCUGGCUGUAUACUGCCAUGGCUAGGCAAGACUAACUCCUGCCCGUUGUGUCGACUUGAACUGCCUACUGAUAAUCCAGAUUAUGAAGAGUUCAAGAAAGACAAGGAGAGAAGAAAACAGAGGGAGCACAGACUGGAGGACCUCCACGGAGCAAUGUACACAUGA
Messenger RNA from Nerophis lumbriciformis (worm pipefish), 468 nucleotides. Lineage: Eukaryota; Metazoa; Chordata; Actinopteri; Syngnathiformes; Syngnathidae. The record is from RefSeq and is a predicted model, not a curated record.